AUGCAAGCUCUGCAAGCUUUAGAAGCUAUGGAGCAACUAGGAAAUGCUCCGCAUCGUCGUCGUAAGGUUUACCAGAAGAGAUAUGAUCCGUUUUCUUUGCCCGAUGUAGAGUUCAAAAAGCGAUACCGCUUCAAUAAACGUACGGCAUCUUUUAUAAUUGAUCUUGUAAGGUGGUUUGCGAUGCUAAGCUGUAUAUCAGAGACAUCGUUGCCAGAUGGCGAGGAGUACCCAUGA
This is a messenger RNA of Parnassius apollo (apollo), 234 nucleotides long. NCBI's taxonomy places the organism in Eukaryota, Metazoa, Arthropoda, Insecta, Lepidoptera, Papilionidae. The record is from the annotation of a GenBank genome assembly.